AUGAUGCUAUUUUUAGAACCGAUUCAUGUUUUGGAAUCCAGAAUUGAAAUUAUCCAUUUGUAUCAUCAUUUUAAGCCAAUAUGGAGAAGUUAUAAGUUUGAGUGCCCCAGUUUAACAUCUAAAGAUAUGCGUCAACCUCUGAAAGAAAGAAUACAGAAUGCUAUUAAUCAAGCUGUUUUACACGAGGAGGUGGCAUAUGGGGCACUCAUUGUGGGUGGAAGAAGAGUAACAAGAAAGAAACGUAAACACAAACCCGUAAAGAAAGACCAAAAUAAUAACACUAAGAAAAAUAAAAAACAACAAGAAAAAAAUAAAAAAUAUUUCAAACUAGUUGAAGAAGAAGUAGGUCGAAAAAUGUUUUUGCUCAAAUUUUUGAAAACUUUACGCCAAAGACCGGAGAAAUGUGUCUCUUAA
Molecule: messenger RNA, 414 nt
Organism: Lottia gigantea (owl limpet)
Lineage: Eukaryota; Metazoa; Mollusca; Gastropoda; Lottiidae
Exons: 5
Coding region: 1-414 (137 amino acids)
Source: RefSeq, a predicted model, not a curated record